Messenger RNA from Vanrija pseudolonga, 1146 nucleotides. RefSeq lists its product as uncharacterized. Bases 1 to 1146 code for a protein of 381 amino acids. The record is from RefSeq and is a predicted model, not a curated record. Lineage: Eukaryota; Fungi; Basidiomycota; Tremellomycetes; Trichosporonales; Trichosporonaceae. The transcript has 3 exons.
AUGUGUCUCCACAACCUCGACGCCCUCUUCAUGGCCGUCGCGCCGCGCCAGCCGCGCAACGCCUGGGGCCGGCGCGUCGACCCGCUCGCGACGCUCCGUGACCUCGGACAUGCCCGCCACGAGUUCCUCAAGCCCAAGCCCAUGUGGCCGGGGUACGACACGCUCGCGACGGGACAAGAGAGCCUGGUGCUCAGCGGCAAGAUGUACUACUCGUUCAUGAGUGGGCAUUCGACCGCCUGGUGGAUCGUCAGCUGCCUCAACAAGGUUGCCCUGACGCACCUCGUCAUCCACCUCACGUCGGACGGCUGCAACGCCGACUUCCAGAAACGCUUCUUCGACCAGUUCUACGUGCCGAGCAUCAAGACGCUCAUCUUUGCCGACGCGCUCGACGUCGACUCGGUCCCCUCGAUCGUCAAGUGGCUCUCCACGGCCGGCGCGACCGUCACGGCGCUCAGCUUCUCGGGGCUCAAGUACCCCAAGGACAGCUACGAGACUGUGCCGACAGAAGAAAACCUCGCGCCGCUGCUCGACGCGCUCACAAAGCACAAGGGCCUGCACCACUUCUGCAUGUGCCGCGGGACCAUGUGCACCGCCGACAGCAAGGGCUUCUGGGUGCGCAAUGGCAAGGGCAAGCUCUGCCGGCCAAGCGACGUAUUCAUGGGCUUUGCGAGCCCCGAGGCGCGCCGCGCGCUCGAUAACAGGAUAGACGGCAACGCGACCCCAGCGAACGAGGUGCGCCGCGCCAUCAGGGACACGCUUGUGCCGGCCCGUAUCAUCAUGCGUGCGACUAACGCCGGGUUGCUGAGCAAGACGGAUGCCUGGUCGACGUGGAUCUGGGGCGGCGAGGCCGCCACGUCGGACAACCCGCUCCUCCGCGCCGAGGGCCCGCCGCGUCUCCCGCCCGAGAUCAUGCUCCACAUCCUCGGCAUGCUCUCCCCUCCGGGGGUCCUCAGCGCCGCCGAGCGCAAGCGCCUGUAUGACGAGGCGGGAGACAAGGUUGCGCUCAAGGCCCGCGCGAAGGAGGUCAUCGCCGGCGCCAAAGAGGGGAUGACCAUGGACCAGAUGAUGGAGGAGUGGAUCGUGAGCAGGAACUUUUUGGCCGGGUAUGGCGUCAAGCACUUUGUCAGGUGGAAGGCGAUCAGUUAG